Molecule: messenger RNA, 1494 nt
Organism: Esox lucius (northern pike)
Lineage: Eukaryota; Metazoa; Chordata; Actinopteri; Esociformes; Esocidae
Product: transmembrane protein 74
Exons: 2
Coding region: 146-985 (279 amino acids)
Source: RefSeq, a predicted model, not a curated record
CUUCCAAACCUUUCACUCUCUAAUUACCUAAGCAAAAAGCCGGGGACCAGUAGCGGAGCUGCAGAGACAGAUUGUGGGAAAGGAAAAGGGAGCAGGACAUGUGAGAUGAACGUGAAAAUAAAAGGGAAACGGCGCAAAUGUUCAAAUGGCUGAUCUUGAGCUCCUCUACUUUGAUCCGGAGGACAUUCUGUCAAAUGCCACAAAUUCCUUCCCAUGGUCUUCAAACUACGAACAAAUUACUAAAAAGUCACUCGCCAACGAGAAUGGCUACGUAUCGGUAAAUUGUAAUGCUUCAUUUCCGAAUUCAGGACCAUGGACAACUCAUCUGCAAGACGGACAGAUCCGCGCUAUCAGCCAGCAUGGAACAGACGCCGAGAUUACCGUAAACUGCGGGGAUGAUUUAGAGACAUCUUUCACCUGCCAAGAGGGGGAUGUCAGUUUACAAAUGGAGGAAGAGACCAGUCCGUUGCAGUUAGCAAGGAGCAACAACGGAAGCCACAGCUCCUCCAGCGAACUGCACGGUAGUGUCCCGGAACUUUCCAUGAUGUCCGACGACGAGCUCACAUCCGAAGCUUCUGGGAAGUCUGCGGAUUACGGUUUCAUAAUUGCUGUCACUUGCCUGUUGACUGGCAUUUUGUUAGUUGCUAUCUCCAACACGGUUCCCCGGGGUGUUAAAGUGAACCCUGACGUUGUGUCAGCCCGGGAGAUGGAGACACUGGAGUGGGAUAACGCCCUGGUAAGGGCUCACUUGGACCGGUGCGUUAUAGCAGGGUUGUGUUUGCUCACCCUCGGGGGGGUGGUUCUCUCCACCUUGCUCAUGGUGUCAAUGUGGAAAGGGGAAAUGUUUAGGAGAAGGGUGUUUGCAUACUCCAGGCAGUCUGCAAAAUUAUAUGGCUCCAUCAAUUUUAGAGGGGGCUCAACCCCACCUUGUGUCCCCUCACACAUGUCUAUUGAAGAUGAAAAUUUGGAAGAGGUCCUAACUUAAUAUUAUCAACAUUUGUAAAGAUACUGACUGGAUCCUAUCUGAACAGGAAGUCCCUCUGCAUCUCAUACCAAUGGUGUCUUAUAAAAAUGCUGAUUUAAUUUGUGUAUUUCAUUCAAGUAGCCUCAGUUGACUCAGUCAAAUUUUUGUUGUGCUGACAGUAUUGUCUUUUUGGCAUAAUAUUCAAGAUUUCUGUCAAAUCGAUGCUAUUCUGUGUGUAUGUAUAGUAUCAAAGACUACAUAUGGGAUGUAAUGUUUUAGCAGGUUUAAAAGAAAAUUGUAUGUUCAACAGUCCUUCAAAAAGGCACUUAAGAUGUCUGUGUGGCAUGCUAGAAAUACACACACACAAAUACAAAAAUUGUGUCCAUUUCUUUUUUUUCAUCCUAUCAAAAUGUGAAUUGUUAAGACAAAAAUAUAUAAUUCAAGGGUUGUAAUAUGUUUGUGAAUAGCUGAUGUUUUAGCUUGAACAGUACAUGCUAAAACACUAGAGUAUUGACAGCAGAUGUUCAAAA